Ilex paraguariensis (yerba mate) is the source of this 945-nucleotide messenger RNA. The record is from the annotation of a GenBank genome assembly. NCBI's taxonomy places the organism in Eukaryota, Viridiplantae, Streptophyta, Magnoliopsida, Aquifoliales, Aquifoliaceae.
GUGUGUUGUGUCCUUUGCCUCUCUCCCUCUCUCUCUCUUUCUCUCUCUGCCCAAAACGAAUUAAGGACAUCCGAACAUCAAUGGCCUUUUAUCUUCCUCUGUUGCAUUCAAAAAAUUGCAUUUCAAACCCAUCUCGCAAGUACCCGCCACUAUUAUCUUCGAGCUCGAACCAUACUUCUCCUCCAAUUCUUCAUCUUCUUCAUCAUCCCAUAACCAAAAUAUCAACCCUACACAGACUGUCUUCGUGCACAAACUUUGCAUUUUCUCCUCUAAUUACCAUCCAGAUUGUAAAAAAAUGCUUCUCACAGAGGCAAUCCACCCAAAAACAAGACGAAGAAGAAAUAGAAGAAGAAGAAGAAGAAGACGCAGAAGAAGGGGAAAUUCAAUUCGAGAGGCUAUUUUCCAAUCUCAAUCAAGCUACUCUGAAGGGAGAACCUGGAAGCCUUAUCAGUGCUAUUUUCCUAGUCGCUGGCACCACCGUAGGUGCAGGGAUCCUUGCAAUACCUGCAGUGACACAAGAAGCUGGGUUUCUGGCAUCUGCAGUUACCUGCAUUCUUUGUUGGGCAUUUAUGGUUGUGAGUGGACUGCUCAUUGCUGAAGUAAAUGUGAAGACAAUGUGUGAACUGGGUUCUGGUGGUGUGUCAUUGGUAAUUUUUUGUGCUUUAUCUACUCCAAGCUUGCAAUGCUUUGCACAUGUACGCUUACAAUGCUUUUUUCUUCAAGAGGGCAGAGUAUUGAUAAUAAUUAAUAUGUAAUCGCUCACAAUUAAAACUUCAUUGAAUUUUGCACUCUUUUUGCUACAUGUAGUGGAAGCACAUUUUUUGGAAAUAGUGGAAGAUGUGAGUAACAGAAGAUGAUAAAUAUUGUUCUUAUUCACCGUCGGAAUGAAGGAAAAUUUAGGUGCUCAAAAGCAAGUAGAGAAUGUGAAUCAUAUCUGUCUAUACU